AUGACUCAGCAUGACGCGUUGCGCCAGGAGCGAGGGGUGGCCAAGGGUGAGCGAGGCGCGGUAGAGUGGUGCGAGGUGCGGGAGGAGAAGUUGGAGGACAUGGUUGGGUACGUUGUCCGUGUUGGCCACGCCAGCGACAUUGUCAGCGGUUCAUCCGGCCCCAAUGAGGCGCUCGAGUACGGGUCCGACCACCGCCCGAUACGCACCGUCCUUGCUGUCGAGCGAGCGGAACGCCCGCCAGCGUAUCCUCGCCGCCUCUUCCGCAAGGCCGACCCAGCAGCCAUCCUCCACUCCUAUGCUAAACUUGUUGCGUCGGCCGCGUUGCCUGCGACCCUUCUCACACCUGCCAACAUCGACGCCGAAGCGGAGGCACUCGACUCGCUGCUCUGCGAGACCGUGUUGACCGCCGUCCCGCUUGCCAAGCCGUCGCGCUCGCGGUUCGCGCACCGAUGGUGGAGCUCGGAGGUCGCCGAUGUUGUCGGCAAAGCAAGGCGAGCGCGAACUUGA
Rhodotorula toruloides NP11 is the source of this 507-nucleotide messenger RNA. RefSeq lists its product as uncharacterized. The transcript has 3 exons. The record is from RefSeq and is a predicted model, not a curated record. NCBI's taxonomy places the organism in Eukaryota, Fungi, Basidiomycota, Microbotryomycetes, Sporidiobolales, Sporidiobolaceae. The coding region runs from base 1 to 507 and encodes 168 amino acids.